Cydia fagiglandana is the source of this 1896-nucleotide messenger RNA. Its product is annotated as serine/threonine-protein kinase RIO3-like. NCBI's taxonomy places the organism in Eukaryota, Metazoa, Arthropoda, Insecta, Lepidoptera, Tortricidae. The transcript has 3 exons. The record is from RefSeq and is a predicted model, not a curated record. Gene Ontology annotation, molecular function: protein serine/threonine kinase activity; ATP binding. The coding region runs from base 321 to 1385 and encodes 354 amino acids.
ACUGUAUUGUAAAACUUUUUGCAACAGCAGGAAAAACUUCUAUGUAUAAUAUUGUGAAAUAGGCGCACGAAAAAACCCACUUAUAAUUAUUUGUAUUUAUUUAGAAGUUAAACAUAAAGUUGGUAUAUAUACCUAUAUUUACGACGCAGUUAAGGAGAGUUAGGAGUGCCUAACAUAUAUGUAGUGAGUUAGUAGAUCGUCCACUUAAACUGUUGCAUUAGAAAUAUAUACCUGUGAUAACGCAUAAUUGAAUUUCUUGAAGAGCCUGCAAGUGUCUUUUGCAGUAAAAAUUGAGUUAUUCCCAAAGGCCACAGAAAAACAUGGAUCCUGUUUGUAGCAGUGAUUUUAAUUUUGCAAGCAUUGUGCAGUAUAGAACUGAAAGGGAAAACAUAUGUGAUGCAGAAGGUACUCAUACAAUGCAUGAUGACGAGGAAACUGAUACAGAAACCAUAACCGAUUCAGACUGGGAACAAUUUGAACCUAUCAUUAAGUUCAAUAAUCCAAAACAAAAAUGUUUUAAAUCCAUAACAUAUGACGAGCAAAAGAAUUAUACCUAUAGAAAAAUAGUUUCAAAGGAGAAAGAGGAAAGAAAAUUGCCCUCUUCAUAUUACAAAUUGGAUAAGUCUACAACUCUUCUGUUAGAGAAGCUAAUAGAUGUGCGUUCCUUAGGACCAUAUCAUGAUGUGGUUGGGAAAGGUAGAAGCUCUAUUGUUAUUUCUGCUGGUUACAGUAAUAUUAAACACUUCAUGUCUUCUUUUUGUCAAUCAUUUUUUCAUGCUGUCAAGAUAUACAAAUUGAGCCAUGAUGAAAAUUUAAACAAAGCUAUAUAUAAGCGAACUAAGAGAGAAUUUGAAAAUAUGAGCAUUUUAAGAAGCCGCUGUUUGAUACAUGCUGUUCCUUACCCUGUGUGUUACCACAAUAAUAUUUUAGUUAUGUGCAUGGUUGGAUCAAGCAAUGAACCUGCUCAUCAUUUGGCUAGCUAUCCCGCAGACCUUUGUGAAGAUAUUUACCAUAAAAUAGUAGCAGGUCUGAAAGGCUUUUACAGAUUUCAGACUGUACAUGGAAAAUUAUGUGCUGAAAAUAUUUUGAUUUGGCGUGGCAACCCAUAUUAUGUAGGAUGGUCACAUUCUGUAGAGACACAUGAACCAGCUGCUCCUAAAAAAUUGAUAAAAGAUUGCUAUUUUGUUACAAAAUUUUUUAAAAGCAAGAAUGUUAAGGUCAUGUCAUCAGAGGCCCUGUUUAAACAUGUCUCAGGUUUCAAAGACAUUAGUCCUGAAGUAUUGGAUGUUUUAUACAAGAAAGAACAACAAAAAGUCAAAUGCCGUGGGAACCCAAACAGAGCACGAGAAUUCAGUGCACCCAGUGGGAAUUGUCGAUUUAAAUGAUAACAUUUGGAUUAGAAAUAAUAGUAUUUUUGUGAGCUGCUCUGCAGCGGCGCCACCAUAAUGAAUACCAAUGAAUUAUAUGGUGAAAUGAUGUACCUAAAAGGUACAUAAUGUACCUAUGAUGUUUAUGGCUGUACCUGUGAUAGGAAACGAAAUAAUCGGCAUUGAAAGUGGCGCCACACAGUACUCAUAGAUAGAAAUGAUAUUAGCUAUUUUUUUCUUAUGUAAAUUGAUGUACUAAUGCUGUUUAUUGCGUAGCUAUUUAAAAAAAGAUUAAAUGUAAAUAAAGUCACUAAUCAUUGCAAAAAACCUUUUUUUCAAUAGGUACGUAAUAAACAGCAUUAGUACAUCAAUUUACAUAGAAAAAAAAUAGCUAAUAUCAUUUCUAUCUAUAAGUACCUUUUAGGUACAUCAUUUCACCAUAUAAUUCAUUGGUAUUCAUUAUGGUGGCGCCGCUGCAGAGCAGCACACGUAUUUUUGACUGGUGGUUAAGCUAUGUUUUACCAAUAAA